Messenger RNA from Rana temporaria (common frog), 3371 nucleotides. RefSeq lists its product as uncharacterized. Lineage: Eukaryota; Metazoa; Chordata; Amphibia; Anura; Ranidae. The record is from RefSeq and is a predicted model, not a curated record. Gene Ontology annotation, cellular component: membrane. The transcript is spliced from 6 exons. Gene Ontology annotation, molecular function: G protein-coupled receptor activity. Bases 537 to 3350 code for a protein of 937 amino acids. Gene Ontology annotation, biological process: G protein-coupled receptor signaling pathway.
UGUUUUUUUUUCACUUUUGAAUAGAGUUGGGAAGGAUAAAGAAUCCCGGUCAGGUUUUUACUGCUAUCUGGGGCUCCAUAAAUGAGAUUCCCCUCACAGAAAUACUAUAUAUUGUUAUUGUGGUACCUUAAAAUGCAUGCCUCAUAAAUUGAAAACCACGGCUAUAACUCAUAUAAAUUCAGGAACAAUUACAUUUCAUUAUAUGUUUCAUGCAGCAAUACACACGGCCACCAAUCCCACCAUAGAUCUGCAGUUGAAAUGUGUUCUACAUUUUGCCAUAAAUAAUUUCUGCUUGAAUCCUUGUCCUGUAGACCAAUGAAAAACUCUCCAUUUCCUGCAGGGUUUACCGGAGAGAAUAUAGACAUCUCCUGACUUUUAUAUUUGCUAUUAAUGAGAUAAACCGCAGUCCAGAUAUUCUUCCCAACAUAACUCUGGGAUAUCAUGUGUAUGAUUCUUGUGGACAUGUGAAUAAAGCUAUAAAAGACGUUCUACAGAUAUUGUCUGGACAUACAAAGGAAGCUCCAAAUUAUUCCUGUAUGGAGCGGGGGGCCCUGGCUGGUUUCAUUGGAGAUCUCAAUUCUGACACCACUCUCCAAAUGGCCCAGCUGCUGAAUCUAUAUGGUUACACCCAGAUUAGUUAUGGAGCCAGAGAUACUUUGCUGAGUGAUAGAAAGAUGUAUCCAAACUUUUUCCGGACAGUUCCGGAUGAUGAGAUGCAAUAUGUGGCCAUAGCAAAGUUACUGGAAAGGUUGAAGUGGAACUGGGUCGGGAUCCUUACAUCUGAUGAUGAAUACGGAGAGAGGGAGAUCCGACAUCUCAGCAAACAUUUAUCUGAUCAUGGAAUUUGUAUUGAAUUCAAGAUUCUGGUGUCUAAAGAGAAUUGUGAUAAAAUUCCUCCAGAGCUGCGGAGCUCAACCACAGAAGUUCUUAUUAUUUGUGGCUCAGCUAGUAUGACUUAUUACAAGUUUUUGUAUCAUAAUGUCCCUUAUCACAUGGAGAAAACAUUUAUUAUACCAGAUUCUUGGUCAAUGACUGAAAUAUUUUUUGCUCUCAGUAACUGCAGCUUGGCGUUUACAUUCCCCAAUCUCUACAUAAAGGAAAUGCUGGAAUAUUUUUAUAAUAUUUAUCCAUCCAGCCGCCCAAAUGACCCCCUGAUGGAAGAUAUUCUCAUAUCUGAAUUGCAAUGCUUUUCAAAAAACCAAAUGAAAAAUGUCCUAAUUCCACUCACAACUGGACGUCCUCUUAGGGACUGCAGUUUGGGGAAACUUUCGCUUGAUUUAUAUUUUCCUGAUGAGAAAACAUCCUAUAGAGUGUAUAUCUCAGUCUACAUUUUGGCUCAAGCAUUACAUGACAUGGAUUUCUUAUUUAAAAUAAAUAACAAACAACCUGAAAUAAAUCCACACACACUAAAGUAUAAGGUGAGAGCGUCCAAUGAAAGUUUACUUGAAUCUUUUUAUACUCGGUCAGUUCAGUACUGGAACACAAUGGGGCUGUCCCGCUAUGUAAAAGAAGUCCAGUACAAGGAUCAGAAUGGCGCGGUCAUGAUUUUUAAUGAUAAAAGAGAACUGCCCAGCCCAAUGGACAUUGUAAAUUGGAUUACAAGAAUUAAAGAUAGAAAUAUCACUGAUUGGAUGAUUGUGGGUCACUUUGAUGGGUUCCUUUCAGAGGGUCAGCAACUUACACUAGAUCCAGAGCAAAUAUCAUGGAAAGGAGACAAGCAGCUAAUCUCAAGACUACAGAAGGCUGGAUUCUGCUCCUGUUUGUUAUCAGAUCAUGCCCCAUAUUGGGUCACCCUAACGCCUUUUACUAGUUCCUCUACUCCAAACUGGAGGCUGAAUCCAUUCUGGUUAUCUAUAUUGCCGGAUACAGAUAAAUUGAACACAGAUAAUAACUUUAAUUGCGGCACAGCAAUCCCGCUGGCGGUAUGGAAAGCAUUUAAAAAAUAUGCCCGUCUACUACUAACAGAGCACAUCUCUAGAUAUAAGCAGUCUUCUAAAUCUUCCUAUGUUCAGGCAGUAGCUCAGGUAACCUCUUUGGAGGUGCUAUAUGAAACUUUACCCUCUGCAGAUGAUCUUACUAGACUCAAAAUUAGAGUUGUAUACCAGAUGUGUUAUGAGUGGUCUAGACAUAACAUUUUUUUCAAUAAGCAAAGAAUUUUUAAACAUGGACCUCACCCAGGUAAAUCAAUAGCUCAUCUGGCUCAUAUAGAUUCCAGACCCCCAGUGGUUAUUGCGCUAAGAUCACCUCCACAUGGUUUCAUUACAGACCCAGAAAUGAUUACAAGAGAAUCAUAUAGCUCUAUAUUAUCUCAGGUCCCAAGAGGCCAAUGCUCCGAGGAAUGUCUUCCGGGGUUCAGAAAAUCUGUAAGAGAAGGAUAUCACCCAUGUUGUUAUAAUUGUGCUCCAUGUUCAGAAGGAGAAAUAUCAAACCAAUCUGACAGUGAACUCUGCAAGAAGUGUCCUGAAAAUGAAUGGCCUAACAAAGCUAAAACUAUUUGUAGUGACAAGGUCAAUGAGUAUUUAUCAUAUGAGGAGGACAUUCUAGUUUUAUUUUUUUCUAUAACUUCAGUCAUAUUUGCUACAACAUCUAUCCUUAUACUUGGACUAUUUGUUUGGUUUCGGAGCACUCCCAUAGUCAGAGCCAAUAACCGGAACCUCAGCUUCAUUCUGCUCCUCUCCCUCAUACUGAGCUUCCUUUCUGUAUUCCUGUUCCUUGGCCGUCCUGUGGAUAUUACCUGUAUGCUGCAACAAGUCACUUUUGGAGUUCCCUUCACCAUCUCAGCAUCUUCUAUCCUCGCCAAAACCAUCAUGGUCUUCAUUGCUUUUAAAGCCACCAGACCUGGAAGCUCUUGUAGAAAAUGGGUGGGAGUCAAACUUCCCAAUACAGUCAUGUUAUUCUGCUCAUCCAUUCAGGUUAUGAAUUGCAUUCUCUGGUUGUCCAUCUCUCCACCAUUUCAGGAGUAUGACAUGGACUCCUAUCCUGGGAAGAUCAUCAUUCAGUGUAAUGAAGGGUCAGUUAUCGGCUUCUACUCUAUGUUGGGUUAUAUGGGGUUUCUGGCAGCUGUGAGUUUUCUUCUGGCUUUCAUGGUGAGGACAUUACCGGACAGUUUUAAUGAGGCCAAGUACAUCACCUUCAGCAUGCUGGUGUUCUGCAGUGUCUGGAUUGCCAUGAUCCCGGCCUAUCUGAGCACCAGAGGGAAAUACAUGGUGGCUGUGGAGAUAUUCGCCAUACUGACCUCCAGUGCUGGAAUAUUAUUGUGUAUGUUUUCUCCAAAACUCUACAUUUUACUUUUCAAACCUGAACUGAACACAAGAGGGACAAUGCUGGGGAAGAGAAUGAUGGAAAUGUAACACAUUGAUUCAAUGUAUAAU